Spodoptera littoralis (African cotton leafworm) is the source of this 5463-nucleotide messenger RNA. NCBI's taxonomy places the organism in Eukaryota, Metazoa, Arthropoda, Insecta, Lepidoptera, Noctuidae. The record is from the annotation of a GenBank genome assembly.
GGACGCCCGCACCGCAGUGUCGAGCAGGAGCCCGCCAUGCCCGGCCCGCGCCUAUCCCGCGCCGCCUGACAGCAUGGCCCACCCGACCGCCACCAUCACACGCAGCCACGCUCUGACGACGCGCAGGAGGCGGCGGGGGCGCAGGCUCGCGCGGCGCCAGCUGAUACCAUGGGCGGCGCGCACCAGCCCGCUACUCCAGGGCCCAGCUCACUCUUUAUAUUUGCCGACGAAAAUCCUAUUCGGAGGUACACAAAGUUCAUCAUCGAGUGGCCGCCCUUCGAGUACGCGGUGCUGCUUACCAUCAUCGCCAACUGCGUGGUGCUGGCGCUGGAGGAGCAUUUGCCCAACGGCGAUAAGACCAUCUUAGCACAGAAUCUGGAAAAGACCGAGGCGUACUUUUUAGGAAUAUUUUGUGUAGAAGCCUCGUUAAAAAUUUUAGCAUUAGGUUUUGUUUUACACAGGGGAUCUUAUCUUAGGAACGUUUGGAACAUCAUGGAUUUUUUCGUUGUAGUAACUGGUAUCAUCACGCAGCUGCCGAUCGCGCCAGCCGACGUCGACUUCAGGACCUUGCGUGCCAUUAGGGUGCUGAGGCCCCUUAAAUUAGUAUCGGGCGUUCCUAGUCUGCAAGUGGUACUGAAGUCUAUUAUAAAGGCGAUGGCGCCGUUGCUGCAGAUCGGCCUCUUGGUGCUUUUCGCGAUAGUCAUCUUCGCUAUCAUCGGCCUCGAGUUCUACUCAGGGGCGCUGCAUAAGACUUGUUAUAAUUUAGAAGAUAUUAGUGAAAUAGUUAACGAAGGCGAUAGUGCGACACCGUGCAACGCGGACAACGCGAGUCUGGCGCCGUUUGGCGCGAACGUGUGUGAGUACGAGAAGAGCACGUGCUUAGAGAAGUGGGAGGGGCCGAACAGGGGCAUCACGUCCUUCGACAACAUCGGCUUCGCUAUGCUCACUGUCUUCCAGUGCAUCACCAUGGAGGGCUGGACCGCCAUCCUCUAUUGGACGAAUGACGCGCUAGGUAGUGCGUUCAACUGGAUUUACUUUGUGCCUCUCAUAGUAUUGGGCUCAUUCUUUAUGCUCAACUUAGUUCUCGGUGUUCUUAGCGGUGAGUUCGCUAAAGAAAGAGAGAAAGUAGAAAAUAGACAAGAAUUUCUUAAAUUAAGAAGACAGCAGCAACUCGAGAGAGAACUCAAUGGUUACGUUGAGUGGAUAUGUAAAGCAGAGGAAGUAAUAUUAGCAGAAGAAAGAACAACAGAAGAAGAAAAGAUGCACAUAAUAGAAGCACGAAGAAGAGCAGCGGCCAAAAAGAAGUUAAAAAACCUUGGUAAAAGUAAAAGCACAGACACAGAAGAGGAAGAACAAGAUGAAGACUGCGGUGAUGACGGUUUUCUGAAAAGUAAAGCCCGAUCAGCUGGGAGAUUUGCAAACUUCUGGCGAGCCGAAAAGAGGUUUCGGUUCUGGAUCAGGCACACUGUAAAGACCCAGUGGUUCUACUGGUUCGUCAUUGUCUUGGUGCUCUUCAACACGAUAUGCGUCGCUGUAGAGCAUUACAGACAACCCAAGUGGUUGACUUCAUUUUUAUACUAUGCCGAAUUUGUGUUCCUGGGGUUGUUCAUGAUGGAGAUGUGGGUGAAGAUGUACGCGUUAGGACCGCGGAUUUACUUCGAGUCAUCAUUCAACCGGUUCGACUGCGUGGUCAUCUCUGGCUCCAUCUUUGAGGUCGUCUGGUCAGAAGUCAAGGGUGGCUCCUUCGGUCUAUCUGUCUUGAGAGCUCUAAGACUGCUGAGGAUAUUCAAGGUCACCAAGUACUGGUCAUCACUUCGGAACCUGGUGAUAUCUCUCCUCAACUCAAUGAGAUCCAUCAUCUCGCUGCUGUUCCUUCUCUUCUUGUUCAUUCUCAUCUUCGCACUACUCGGCAUGCAACUGUUCGGAGGACAGUUCAACUUCGAGGAUGGCACACCACCGACCAACUUCAACACCUUUCCUAUUGCGUUGCUUACUGUCUUCCAGAUCCUAACAGGUGAAGAUUGGAACGAAGUGAUGUAUGAUGGCAUCCAGUCUCAGGGCGGCAUCCAGAGAGGCAUGAUCUACUCGCUGUACUUUGUCAUCCUCGUCUUGUUUGGCAACUACACGCUGCUAAACGUGUUCCUUGCCAUCGCUGUCGACAACUUGGCUAAUGCCCAGGAAUUGACAGCGGCUGAAGAGGAACAAGUCGAGGAGGACAAGGAGAAACAGCUCCAAAACAAAAAGAAAGAAGAGGCCAAAAAAGAAGAUGAAGAUGAGGUACCAGAUGGACCAAAACCAAUGCUGCCAUAUUCGUCCAUGUUUAUUUUGUCACCUACUAAUCCAAUUAGGCGAGGCGCACACUGGGUUGUAAAUUUAAGAUAUUUUGAUUUUUUUAUCAUGGUAGUUAUAUGUAUGAGUUCUGCGGCUUUAGCGGCUGAAGACCCCGUAGUGGAAGAGAGUGACAGGAACAAGAUCCUGAACUACUUCGACUACGCGUUCACGGGCGUGUUCACCGUGGAGAUGUUGCUGAAGAUAGUGGAUCUUGGCAUCCUGUUCCACCCGGGCGCGUACUUACGCGACCUGUGGAACAUCAUGGAUGCCGCUGUCGUCAUAUGCGCCCUUGUCAGCUUCGGAUUUGAGAUCGGAGGCGUGAAAAAGGGCGCAGGGCAGAACCUGUCCACGAUAAAAUCGUUAAGAGUGUUACGAGUGCUCAGACCUUUGAAAACUAUAAAACGAGUUCCAAAGUUAAAAGCAGUGUUUGACUGUGUUGUGAACUCUUUGAAAAACGUCAUUAACAUUCUCAUUGUGUACAUAUUGUUUCAAUUCAUAUUCGCUGUAAUUGCAGUUCAACUUUUUAAUGGUAAAUUUUUUCACUGCAACGAUAUCAGUAAGAAUACUUUUGAAGACUGCCAAGGGUCGUAUUUCGUGUACGAGUCAAACAGCCUACUGCCGCGCGUCAGCCAGCGGACGUGGACGACGCAAUCCUUCCAUUACGACAAUGUCGCCGUGGCCAUGCUUACGCUGUUCGCGGUGCAGACCGGGGAGGGGUGGCCUCAAGUACUACAAAACUCAAUGGCCGCCACGUACGAAGACAGGGGACCCAUACAAAAUUUUCGAAUAGAAAUGUCCAUAUUUUAUAUAGUUUACUUCGUGGUGUUUCCUUUCUUCUUCGUUAACAUAUUCGUAGCUCUGAUUAUUAUUACAUUUCAAGAGCAGGGUGAAGCUGAAUUGCAGGAUGGUGAAAUAGAUAAGAAUCAGAAAUCGUGUAUAGACUUCACGAUAGAAGCGAGACCUCUCGAGAGGUAUAUGCCAAGCAAAAGGGCGAGUUUUAAGUACAAAGUGUGGAGAUUAGUCGUCUCUACACCUUUCGAAUACUUAAUCAUGACCCUUAUCGUCCUCAACACAUUAUUGCUCAUGAUGAAGUUUCACGAGGCUCCACCACUACUCAUGGACAUAUUAACAUUCAUGAACCUCGUCUUUACGACCUUCUUCCUUCUCGAGACCGUUUUGAAGCUGAUCGCCUUCGGGUGUACGAAUUUUUUCAAAGACCCUUGGAAUACAUUCGAUUUCAUAACGGUCAUUGGAAGUAUUAUUGACGCCCUCAUUAUGGAGUUUGGCGAGAACACAUUCAACGUCGGUUUCCUUCGCCUGUUCCGAGCCGCGCGACUGAUCAAGCUGCUCCGACAGGGUUAUACCAUUCGGAUACUCCUCUGGACAUUCGUGCAGAGUUUCAAAGCCUUACCCUACGUGUGCCUUCUCAUCGCGAUGCUAUUCUUCAUCUACGCCAUCAUCGGGAUGCAGGUGUUUGGCAAUAUAGAAUUAACACCAGAGUCUGACAUGAACAGACACAACAAUUUUCGAAGCUUCAUUCAAGCACUCAUGCUACUGUUCAGAUGCGCGACGGGUGAGUCGUGGCCAAACAUAAUGUUGGCUUGCCGCAAACCCGCCAAGUGCGACAUAGCAGCAGGAAAGGCCUCUAACGAAGAAUGUGGAAGUACGCUCGCCUACGCCUACUUCGUAUCUUUUAUAUUCUUCUGUUCGUUUCUUAUGUUGAAUUUGUUCGUUGCCGUAAUUAUGGAUAACUUUGACUACUUAACGAGGGACUCGUCCAUCCUCGGAGCACAUCAUCUUGAUGAAUUUGUUAGAAUAUGGGCAGAAUACGAUCCAAACGCCACGGGUAAGAUCCAUUAUACAGAAAUGUAUGAUAUGUUGAAGAAUAUGGAUCCACCUCUGGGGUUUGGUAACAAAUGUCCAAAUAGACUAGCAUAUAAGAAGCUUAUUAGAAUGAAUAUGCCGCUAGACGAUGAGGGGAAAGUUAAUUUUACAACAACACUAUUUGCCUUAAUACGAGAAAAUUUAAACAUCAAGAUGAGAUCUCCGGACGAGAUGGACCAAGCAGAUGAGGAAUUAAGGGAAACGAUAACCCACAUAUGGCCAUUACAAGCGAAGAAGAUGCUCGACUUGCUGGUGCCUCGAAACGAUGUACUCAACGCUGGGAAACUGACAGUUGGGAAGAUAUACGCUGGACUACUGAUCCUCGAGAGCUGGAGAUCGACAAGGUUCAAGCAGAAUGGUGUUCCGGCAUUCAACGAGAAUAGCCCUACGGCCAUUCAGCCGGUAUUGGAGCUGCAAGGAUCGCACCACGCCUCAAUGGAGUCAUUGGACGAGGGGCGGUUACAAGCACCUCACACAUACCAGAACGGUCACCAUGGAAGAUCAUCGAGUUUAAGACGGACACCAAGUCCAAGAAGACGAGGCCACUACGGAGGUUAUCAUCACGAUAUUGGAUUCUCCGACACCGUCAGCAACGUCGUCGAGAUAGUAAAGCACGAACAUCAAAGACACGGGCGAACGCAUAGAGCGCCCCACUACUACCACCCGCAUGGGAAGGAGUGGAGGGCGCCGCACCCCACGACCAGCCUGAGCCAGCCCUCGCGGUCGCCCAGCCCGCCACACCACACCUACGUUUGGGCCCCGAUAGGUGAACGGGAUCGGGAGCGGGACCGCGAGUGGCGGGAGUGGCGCGACCGGUCGUGGGAGCGCGAGGGCGCGCGGCGCGGCCGCGGCCGGCAGCUCCCUCCCACGCCCACCAAGCCGUCCACGCUACAGGUCAAGCAGCAGCCACCCUUCACCAGAAUCAGCCACAGCCCCUCGCACUUAUCGCUAAGGCACACGGUCAGAGAACCGUUAGAGCCUCAACACGAUGAGUACGAGUACGGCCGAGAAGUUGAAAGACUGAUACACCGAGAUUAUAGAUCUAGAGAAAGACGCGGCCGGGGCUACGACGCGGAGUGGGGCUCCGGGCGCGCGUACGAGGCGCCGCUGAGCUACGAGGCGGCGCUGGCGCUGGGGCGGGGCGGCGGCGCGCGCGCGCUGCCCUCGCCCGCGCCCGCGCCGCGCCUGCCCAACGGGUACAAGCCGCGCGCACGCCACUCCGACUCGGACGAGGACGACUGGUGCUAG